AGUGUGGAGCAGCACUCAAACACGUUGCCCAUCCUCAUAUUUCCCUCUGCAGCUGCGUGAGGCAGAGCGAGCAGCGGAGAGGAGAGGGCACACCAGCGUCUCGUGGAAGCAGCGGGAUCAGCGUACCACUUGGCCGAGAGAUCGAUGCACUUGCGCCGAGCCACACAGGAAGGGUGAGUGGCCCCUGUGCACCGGCACACACACAGAGAGAGAGAACCAGAGAGAGAGAAAAGCCGAAGGGACGGAGAGAGUGAGAGGGAAGAAGAUUACACCGAGGCCAAUUUGAAAGCUCUCAGCUGUUCACUCAGAGCAGCUGCUGGCCAGAAGACCAAGACAAACAGGAUCAGCUGCUGUCGGUGCUCUCAAGGUGCAGAGUCGGAGAGAGACUGGCAACACGAGAACAAAGUACUCACGGAAAAAGGUGUGAGUGGAAAGGAGUGGUGGGGUUUCAUCGCAGCAUGCCACUUUCACAGCAGCACCGUGGGGCCACAGCGCCCGUUACAAGCUGGAUCCUGGUUUUGGCUCUGUCUCUUGCUCUACAGGGGGCCAUUCAUGCUGCUCCAUCAGGAGACAACAAGCUGGUUCGUACCACCAGAGUGAGGAGACAGACCCCCGGUGGGGAUCAGCCCUCUUCCUCCACCAACCAGACACUGCUGGAGCAACCAGUGGUCUUUAACCACAUAUACAACAUAAAUGUUCCCUUAGAGUCUCUGUGCUCUGUCGACCUGGACGCCUCAGCACCACCUGUCCCGGGUGACGAUUCACGUGCUGAGCUGGGGUCCAGACCUUCGGUUGAGGGUCCGAUGGAUCCAGCUGGACCAACAGAAUACAUGGAGCAGACUCUGGAUGCUGACAGCCAGGUCACAUUUACUCACCGCAUCAACAUCCCCAAAGCUGCGUGUGGCUGCACAGCGACAACCACGAUCCAGCAGCUCGCCACCAGGGUGGAGAUGCUAGAGAGAGAAGUUUCCAUGCUCCGCGUUCAGUGUGGGUCCGGAUGCUGUGGGGAGAGCUCAGCCAUGGGUCGUUUGGACUUUGUUCCUGGCUGCAGUGGCCACGGCAGCUUCAGCUUCGACUUAUGCGGCUGCAUCUGUGAAGAAGGUUGGAGCGGCAAAAACUGCUCCGAGCCCCGCUGCCCGGACGACUGCUCCGGCCAGGGCGUGUGCAUCGAAGGGGAGUGCGUGUGCGACCGUGACUUUGGAGGCGACAACUGCUCAGAGCCGCGGUGCCCCUCGGACUGCUCGGGCCGCGGGUUGUGCAUCGACGGGGAGUGCGUGUGCGAGGAGUCCUUCACCGGCGAGGAUUGCAUGGUCGGGAGGUGCCUCAACGACUGCUCGAACCAGGGGCUGUGCAUCAACGGGACGUGCCAGUGCCGGCCCGGGUACGUGGGCGAGGACUGCUCGCUGGUGUACUGCGCCAACAACUGCAGCAAGAAGGGAGUCUGCAAGGAGGGCUUCUGCGUCUGCCAGGACGGCUUCGCUGGGGAUGACUGUAACUCCGUGGCACCUGUCAUGAACUUGAUGGUCCGGGGGGUGACUGAUCGCACUAUCGACCUGGAGUGGGAGGGCUCGGUCGUACUCACAGAUUUCCUGGUGACUUACACACCAAGCAGCCCUGGAGGUGUGCAACUAGAGUUAAGGAUCCCAGGCAACACCACCACCUGUACUGUCUCAGGCCUGGAGGCAGGCAUAGAGUACAACAUCAACGUGUUCUCCGUCAUUAACAACAGCAUCAGUGUCCCUGACAGUAUUUCUGUUUGGACAUAUCUCUCCAAUCCGGACGGUUUAGUCUUCAAAUCCAUCACAGAGACGUCGGUGGAGGUCCACUGGCAACCCUUCUACUAUUCCUUCGAUGGAUGGGAGAUCAGCUUCAUUCCCAAGGACAAUGAUGGAGGGAUGACAGCACAGCUGCCCAGCACCAUCACUUCAUUCGUGCAGACUGGUUUGAGACCCGGGGAGGAGUAUACCGUCAACUUGGUGGCGCUCCGAGAUCAGGGUCGAAGUCAGCCAGUCACCGCCACCAUCUCAACAUUGAUUGAUGGCCCCACUCAGCUGAUUGUGCGGGAUGUGUCAGACACGGUGGCGUUCGUGGAGUGGACACCUCCAAAAGCCAAGAUCGAUCAGAUUGUAUUGCGUUAUGGCCUCGUGGGAGGUGAGGGGCCACGGACCACCUUCCGCCUCCAGCCCACACUCAGCCAGUAUUCACUGCAGGUUCUGCGCCCUGGCUCUCGUUACGAAGUGUCUGUCAGAGGAUUGAGGAAAGGAAACGAGAGCGGAUCCAUUUCCACUGAGUUCACAACCGCUUUAUCGUUCUUCUCAGAAAUUGAUGCCCCCAAGAACCUGCGGCUCGUGUCCAAGACCUCCACCGCCCUCGAGCUCGAAUGGGAUAACAGUGAAGCAGAGGUGGAGGGCUACCAGGUGGUGUACAGCACGUUAGCAGGAGAACAGUAUGAUAAAGUCAUUGUGCCACGGAAUGAGGGAGCCACCUCUAAGACCACUCUCACAGACCUGCUGCCAGGCACCGAGUACGGCAUCGGCAUCUCCGCCAUGAAAGGCAGCAACCAGAGUACACCGGCAACAAUGAACGCCAGGACCAGUCUGGACGUGCCCAUGGACUUAACUGUGACGGCGUCUACAGACAACACCAUCACUCUGGUGUGGGGCGUGGUCCAGGGUCCCAUCGACCACUACAAAGUCACCUUCACUUCCUCCUCUGGCGUCACCACAGAGCUGACGGUGCCUAAAGAUGUGACCACCACCACCCUGACCGACCUUGAGCCCGGGACAGAGUACACCAUCACUGUCGCCGCGAGAAGAGGCCGACAGCAGAGCACUGCAGCGACCAUAGACGCAUUCACAGGAAUCAGACCCGUAACGCACCUCUACCUGUCCGAGGUGACUUCAGACUCUGUGUCGGUGGCGUGGAGCGCCCCGGCGCCGCCCGCCAACUUCUUCAUCCUGAGCUACAGCUCCGCCGACGGGACUGACACCUCUAAGGUGACGCUGGACGGCUCCAAGACAAGGUCGCUGGUCCAGGGGCUGCUGCCGUCCACUCCGUACACCGUCAGUCUGAUCACGAUUCAGGGGGAGGUUACCUCUGAGCCCAUUACAGCAUCACUCACUACAGGACUAGACCCACCAAAGGAGGUGACGGUGUCGGAGGUGACCGAAGACGUGUUGACCAUCUCUUGGAUCAAACCACUGGCUUCAUUUGAAUACUACAAGCUUUCUUACCAGUCGGCCAAAGGUCGAGUGGACAGCCUGGUGAUUGACAGUGAUGUGACCAACUACACCUUGUCCAGUCUGUUUCCUGCUACGGAAUAUGAGAUCAGUCUCAACGCUGUCAGAGGGAGUCAGGAGAGCAAAGUGGUCAGCACCUCCGUCUUUACAGCCAUGGACAUGCCAGCUGAGUUGACAGCCCUCAACAUCACUCCACAAGGAGCCCUGCUGCGGUGGAAUCCUCCUCUGUCCAGUGUUGACAACUACGUGCUGACUCUCACACACAACCAAGUAACGGCUGAUACUCUGCUUGUGGAAGGCAACAAGCAGGAGCACCAGCUGACCAACCUUAAGCCCAGCACCACCUACUCCGUGGCCCUCUACGCCACCAAAGGGCCCCUCACCAGCGGCACGGUCAUCACCAACCUCCAGACACCCAUGGAUGCUCCCCUGAACCUGACAGCCAGUGAGGUGAAUCACCGCAGCGCUCUCAUCUCCUGGCAACAGCCAAUCGCAGAAAUUGACAACUACAUGCUCACCUACAAGUCAACUGACGGCAACCGAAAAGAGUUAAUACUGGAUUCAGAGGACACUUGGAUUCGACUGGAGGGACUGGGUGAGACCACAGAGUACACUGUCAAGCUGCAGGCAGCCAGAGGACUUGACACCAGUGCUGUCGUCUCCACUACUUUCACUACAGGGAGUCGUCUAUUUGCAACACCUCAGAAUUGUGCCCAACACCUGCUGAAUGGAGAGACGCUGAGUGGUGUCUACACGAUUUACAUCAACAGAGACCCGAGCCAGGGAGUGCAGGUGUACUGCGACAUGACCACUGAUGAAGGAGGGUGGAUUGUGUUCCAGCGUCGUCAGAACGGCCUGACAGACUUUUCCAGGAAGUGGAGUGACUACAGGAUUGGCUUCGGAAACUUGGAGGAUGAGUUCUGGCUUGGUCUGGACAACAUCCAGAGGCUCGCUGCUCAGGGUCGCUAUGAGCUGAGGAUUGACAUGAGGGAUGGACAGGAGUCGGUUUACGCCAAUUAUGACAAAUUCUCCAUUGGAGAUGCGAGGAACCUCUACAAGCUCAGGAUAGGAGAGUACAAUGGCACCGCUGGUGACUCUCUGAGCUACCACCAGGGCCGGCCCUUCUCUACAAAAGACAGAGACAAUGACAUCGCUGUCACUAACUGUGCCUUGUCCUACAAAGGAGCCUGGUGGUACAAGAACUGCCACCGGGCCAACCUCAAUGGAAAAUAUGGCGAGUCCAGACAUAGUCAGGGUAUCAACUGGUACCACUGGAAAGGCCACGAGUUCUCCAUUCCCUCUGUGGAGAUGAAGAUGAGGCCGUUCAACUUCCGUAGCAUCAGCAGCAAGAGGAGGCGGUCUGCCCCUGUAUAAACAAACCACCUCCGCCCGCCCCGCAGUCUGGAUAAACGGAGUUCGGACAGUGUUCGGUAUUGAGUCCCUGCUAUCUGUGCGCCUCACUGACAGAACAGGCACGUCGUGAUGUAACUGUGCCAAGGCUCUUUAAUGAGGCUGCAACGAAGAAAAUAGUUACGAGGGGAAAAAAAGUUACUAAUACGUAUUAAUAUUCAUUUGUAUAAUAAUACAUCACAUUAUUAAUACACUACCAACAAUCAGAAGCUGUGAUCGAAUGAGUAGCAGAGAAGGUGAAGCCUGGUCCGAACUCUGUUUAUCUCUGCUCCUGCCUCUGUCUCUCCCUGCUGUACUUCUACCCAGAUGAUAGAAGACACUGUAUGUAAUUUAUUAUUAAAUACUUUGAAUGACAAUGGUUUUAUUUGCUGUAAAAAUGGGAAGGCAAAUCAAGAUUUUCUUCCCCCCCCCCCCGUUUCGGUCUGCGAUUUGCCUUUCCCUUGGGGUGCGAGGAAAUGUGCUCAGAAAGGUCCUGAAGAGUUCUCUAGAGUUCCUGUUAUUUUAACCUUUAUGAAAUAACAACACUUUUAAUGAAAGAUAUACUGUAUAUGCCAUUAAAACCCUUAACUGUAAGAUAUAUAUAUAUUUUUAUAACUGAUAAUGUGACAGAAGUCCCAUCUAUUUAAUAUGAUUUGAUGCCUUGGUUUUGUUUAGCCUAUAUUAAGUUGAUGUGAUCAUACGACAUCGUGAUAAAUACUGAACAUGAGAAGGGAAGAAAACCAUGAAAAUCAAAAUCAAAGCACCAGCAACAGCUUCAUCACCAUCUCUUUCAUUUUACAUGUGUUUAACUGUUCAUUUUCAUGUUAUUUGUGGUAACUAUUAAGGCAGAAUGGGGAUAAACAUUAAUAUUCUAAUUUAUUCAUAUUGGCAGUCACAUUGAGACAGUAUUUGCACUACGAGUGGGAACACAGCAACGCUAUUGUUCAUUCAAUUCAGCCGAUAUAUUGAAUCGUUGGUGGGCGUUUGAUAUCACUUUCAAGCAAAUUACAGACACUUAACAUGUAUUUCACCCCCUCAUGUAGAUGCUGUGAUUGCUUGCAGAGAUGGUGCUGAUAGAUGUAACAUUUAACCAAAGAUCUGCAUAAUUAACAGUCAGCCUGCUGUUUGGAAAGACGCCAGUCAAACUGUCACCAGAGCCACAGAAGCAGCUUUUUCUCUCCUGUGUUAAUAGAUUCUCACUUUUCUAGAGUUUUAUGGUAAUCGUGUCCCCAGGCGUUACUUUAUGCAACGCAAACAUUAAACUCGAUGCAAAAGAAAGCCAGGGUGGGCACGCUGCAGAUUUUAGCCUCGCCUCUCCCCCACUGCUAGCUGAGAUGAACUUAACAAAGAGAGCAGAACAGUAGGUGGAGUGGAGCCAAGCCUUCUCCUUUGUGCCCUUCUUUUACUUGCUUCGCUGUUUAAGCUCCCCGGUGGAACAACAUAAUCAGCAAACAUGGCAGAGAAUGUAUUCUUUUAGUCGGGCGGAUAUAAUCUGCAGCGUGCCCACCAAGAAUUUAGUUUUAGUCAGUGUUCUCACUGUUGCACAAAGUGUUCAGUGCUGGCUAAUUAACGGGAGUUUUCUGGAAACAGUUUCUACUUCAGUUUCCUGUCCACUCUUUAGGAGGAAAGUUAUCUCUGUGGAUCCUCCUCUCUGGCAUCACACUGUCAACUAGAAUUGGACUCGGUAGAGUUCAAACCUCCGCCAGGGCACAACAGUCCCCUUAUGUAACCACAUUGAAAUUCAUAAGAUUCAGAUUUUUAUUUGGAUCUGCACCAAAUUGGACACACUCCCCUAAACAUGCCUGAGUUUUGUUCAUCAACAUCUAUGAAUAUUUCUCCGCGAAAUUAGAUGAAGAUGUUGAAUAUCCCAUCUCACAAUGUUAAAGAAAAGAAACCUCCUGGUAUCGACCCUCUGAUCUGGAUCCAAGUUGAAUUGGUUCUUCCCUGACUCACACCACAUCCUUCUACUAAGUUUUGUGGGAACCCGUCUUGUGGUUCUUCCGUAAUCUUGUUUACAAACAAACAAAUAUACAAACCAACCAACAAACUAGGGCACAUUCCUCCGCCGUGGCCAAAACAGUUCACUGCACCAAGUUUCACACUUUCAUGGACAUCAUUCCCCUAAACAUGCCGGAUUUUUCAUCAAGAUUCAUCAGAAAUCAAAAACAAUGUUGAAAAAUGCCUCCUAAAAUCCUGCAAUGUUAAAGAAAGGGAUCCAAAGUCCUGGAUCUGUCCACCAAGUUUCAUGGUAAAACAUCAAGCAAACUUUGUGUAAUCUUGCAUACAAACAAACUGACAGGGGUGAAAACGUAACCUCCUUGGCGGAGAUAACGAAAACAAAAUGAAUUGUCCAACACAUGACUUGGAAUUCAAUGUCAGCAUCGAUUCAAGCAACAUUCGGUCUGAUGUAUGUUCAAUACGCCAAUUAUGAACAGCUGCAAAUGUCAUUCUUCUCUAAUUCAGUUAUAUUAUUAUAUAUUUCAGUCAGUUUCUUCAAUUCUCAUUGAAGUGAACCAGCAAAUCUGGUUUGUAUCAUACGUCUGUGGAUAUUUUUUCAUUUGCAAUUUCUUUCUGUCCUUUUUAGAAAAACGAUAACAAUAGUGACUCUCCCCUCUAUAAACUACUACUAAUAUACUCGUGUAGAUAUAGAGUUGACGAUACUGUGUCAUUGGAUGUGUUCCCCCUUAAACUGCAAACUAAUUAAUGAAGCCCACUGAAACAUUUCCACUCAACCUCUGUGUUUCUAGCCAUUGUGUUCAGGGCUGGAUGGAGAACUACUGCAUGUCGACUCCAUUGCAAUCCUGAGCCUGAUAGUAGAUGUCAUUAGAACAUGUUUUCAUUUUGAUUUUAUUGUGUCACAUUACUCUGCUGCUGUGGGUCAAAGGUGCUUUUGAAAUGGUUUGCGAGAUAGAAGAUGUAGAAAAACGUUUUUUUACAUCAUCAGGUGGGAACAGUGGAACCGGCCUCGAAGGCAAAAUACAACCAACAUAACCCAAAAUAUAAUUUAUAACAAACAGUUUCAGCACGUGACCCCUCCCCAGGUCUGAUUUAUGUUUCGGUGUCAAAGGGACUAUUCCAUAGCCUCUCAUGCAAUCCAUCUCCCGUAGUGAUUUAUGGUAGCGUAGCAAAUUCUCCAUGUACUUAUUUCAUUAACAACUUAGAUGAAGUUUGCCUCUGUGUAUUUUUGUACAAGGAAUCAAAGGUCCUGAGGCUUUGCAGAGAAGGAACAGAAUGUUAUUUGUACUGUGAGGGAUUUCUGUCAUGGCAAUCUGUGAGGUGCUCUUUCACUAAACUCUCAAGAAGAAAGCUCAUUUAAUAUUCACGUUUAUUUUACAUAUUUGUUUUUCAACCAUCCUCCAUCAGUGAGAAAAUCACAUUGAGUCAAGUAGAAAACUUCUCUCCCACCUUUUAUUUUAGGCCAAUCUAUUUAUGUAUGUUCUUUUCUUUAAAUAAGUCAUCCAUAGCUUGAGACAAACAUCACAUUCAUUAGUGUAAUUAAAAAGCAAUAUUACUUUUGAUUGAGAGCUUUCAGAAAAAGAUAUUGAAACCCUCUCGUCAUGGAAACAUGUCUGGAUUUACACAGAUGAAAGGAGUCUGAAUUAUAUUCCCUUUAUAAACACAUACGCCUAAAUAGAUUGUUUUUCUCAAUACAAACAAACUGAUUAAGUCAUUUUUUAAAUCUUUUAUCUCAAUGUUUGUCAUUAUGUAAAGUUUCACCCCAUCAGUCUUUGAAGAGAGCAUCUCCCCCAUUAUUAAAGUGUAAACCUCAGUCACUGGAAUAAACUCACACAGCAUCGGCUCCUUUCUACUGAGGAAGCUCGUUCCCCCUUAUUUAUUUCACUGCAGUUCAUUUUCCAAUCACUCUGUGACUGAUGUGACAUUGUAAAAAGAAAUCGGUUAAUCGCGCCACCAGGUCCUGUUUGGUAUCAAAAAGAAAACGUAUUUAUUUCACGGGUUUACUUUUGCAAGCUGAUGAACUGAUAUGACCACGAUGUUUAGUGGGAUUCGUUACAGACGCCAGGUACCGUCAAUGAUUGGAGAUCUCGCCACGAGAAUGUAAAUGUUAACAGAACGUGAUCUUGACUGUUUGAAAAGCUCAUAUGUACUGAAACUGCAGAUUUGUUGUUGGAUAACCUUGGAUAUUACUGUCAAAUUUAGCUCUAGUUUGAACAUGUACUAUAUAGUUCCUUUUUUAUUACAUUUUCUACAUAUUAAUAAAAUAGUAAAAUAGUCUCA
Molecule: messenger RNA, 8864 nt
Organism: Hippoglossus stenolepis (Pacific halibut)
Lineage: Eukaryota; Metazoa; Chordata; Actinopteri; Pleuronectiformes; Pleuronectidae
Gene: tnr
Product: tenascin R (restrictin, janusin)
Exons: 31
Coding region: 459-4613 (1384 amino acids)
Molecular function (GO): protein binding
Source: RefSeq, a predicted model, not a curated record